Messenger RNA from Drosophila busckii, 1532 nucleotides. RefSeq lists its product as uncharacterized. Lineage: Eukaryota; Metazoa; Arthropoda; Insecta; Diptera; Drosophilidae. The transcript has 2 exons. The coding region runs from base 273 to 638 and encodes 121 amino acids. The record is from RefSeq and is a predicted model, not a curated record.
GCAAAUCAAAGGUCAGCCUAAGCUAAAACCCAAGCAAGCGAAGCGGCAGCAGUCAAACAUAUUUUUGAAGCGAGAGAACGAAACUGAGACGGGAUUUUGGUUUUACCCAUUGCACUUUCACACCCAGGUAAUUACGCCAGCAGCCAGAACAGGUCGCAGGUCAAGAGGUUAGCAGCCUGCAUCAUUCAGCAGCAGCAGUCGCAACGAUCAACGACCAGACGCGCUCCAAAGAACUUUUGCUUUUCAAUUUUUGUUGCUCGAUCGCAUUUGGAAUGGAAAGUCAGCGUAGUAACAAUCGCCGUGGCGCUCGUCCCAGCGUGGGCUAUCUGCUGUUUCAAUAUCAGUGCGAGCUCACACGCCGCCAUGCGGAACCCACACGCCUCUCACGCACCAAGAUGCACAUAAUCGAUGGCCUCGUAUCUCGCACCAUACGCCAGCUGAAGCAAUGCAGCGUGGAGGAGCUGCAGGCCUGCAAGCGUGAGCUGGUCUACAAGGAGCAGCUGCGCGAUGAGCUGCGCGCUCAGCGGCGACGCAAGCAGACGCCAGCAGCAGCAGCUGCAGCGCCAGUGAAGGCGCCCAGCACGCCGCCCAAGCCAAGCCACAAGGUGCGCAUCUUUGGUCCCGAAAUUUUUGUUUAACUUUUACUUAAGCUUAGCUUGCAGUUGUAUAUUAUAUAUUUGUAACUUAAUUGUUGACGAUUAAAAAUCAAUACCAAAUAUUCAGUUUUUCUCAAUUACUUGUAGUUGUUGUGGUUGUUGUUGUAGGAGUGGAAAUUCCUGUUCUGAGCAGCAAGUUUUCAAAAUGCCAGCGCACAAGAGUUAAGAGUCAAGAGUUCCCACGAUAACCCGCGCCACUGACAUCAAAUUGGCCAGGCCAGUUACUAAAGCUGCAACUACAACAAACUGCGCGCAGACUGAACUCAAAACUCAGGCGGUUAGACGCGUUCAAGACGGCCAAGAAUGCGGCUUAAAGUUCAAUCGUGCAGCAAGUCGCUCUUGCCUGUUUGACUAUUUUUUUUUUUUUAUUUUUGGGGGGCUGCUGCAUUGACGAGUUUAUUUUUGUUAAGCCAGUCAAUCGACUGUGGCUUAAAUUAUGAGGCCUGAAUGAAUGCGAUAUGCAAAUUGAACAGUCAAGAGAAAUGUUUAAGUUGGAAAACGAACAAUUUGACUCAUUAGCAGAGUUCAACAAACAAAAGCUGAUGUGACCAAAUUAACAGUUAGCCGGCCAACGUGUUCUACAUGUUAAAUGUUUAAAUUUAUUUAUGCAACUUACACUUAAUAGUUUGUUUAUAUAUUCCGUAUGUUUGUUGUGUUGCUGUUUGCACAUGUAUUUAACUCUUUUUUUUUUUGGUAUUUGUUAAUAACUUGGCAAAACAGAACUUGCGCUGUUAUUACAUUUUUUUUUGCUUUGCACUUUUUUCUUUCUCUUUGAGCACUUUGCAGUGAAAUUUUUAUACGUGCAGCUGCUGCACUUUUGCUUGCAACACUUGGGCUGUGUAAUUAUUUUUAAAGACUUUUUUUCUCUUGCUUUAC